AUGAAGGGUCAGGUUGUAGCGCAAGUUCUCACACGCUCUCCUCUGGCGGACCUGUACGAGUUCGUGCUACAGCACCCCUAUGCUAGCGACGAGUUGCGCCGCGAGACAGAGGCCAAGCAACUCCGCUUCUAUCAUCGGAUCACACUAGCAAUGCCAGCGCAGGGGCCGCAUGCUGACGAGAUCCUUCAGGGCCAGCUCCGCAGCAAGACAUUAGAACUGGCCAAAGGUAUGGUCGUACUGGGUAUCCAGGACGAACUGGCAUGGCGCAUCUUUCUGGAGAGCACCGAUGCGCGACUGGACUCCCUGCCUUUUGACACGCUGUGCCGCUAUGUCCAGCUCUUUCCCCACACGGGUCGCGCCUGUGCGUUCCGCGCGCUUUUGCGACUUGUGCAAGACGAAGCGUACCUGGUGGCUAUGCGCGAUGCCGCCCCAGAGCGUUUGGCGGAGGAAACAGAUCUGCUGAAACUCUCGCUUGAUGGUGCAGAGCAGAGCAAAGACUCGGCGUUGUGCCUGCGCAUUAAUACCCUCUUUUAUAUGCUCGACAGGGACUACACCUCUGCGUUAGACGUUUUGGAUCAAGCACGUAAGCUUGUGGUCGAUCGAAAAGUCUCUCUUGGGGCCACUUUGGUGGCGGUGCAGAGGGAGCUGAACGUGUACUUGGCCACCUGUUAUACGCAUGUGCAUCCGCCCCAGCAUCACAAGGCAGCGCUCGAGCUUGCGAACCAAGUGUUGCGCGAGGAGCCUCACCAAAUCGACGUGCUGCUCGCUCGCAGCUACAUUGACGCGCAGCGCGGCGAGUGGGAAAAGGCCCUCAAAGGCUUUCGCCAAGUCAUGGCCCAGCCUCUUGCGUCCGGCGUCGUGCAUGGGCGGUGUCUAUCAGCGCUGUACUUAAGCCCCGACUACCACUUGGAGGCGGAGGCCGAAACCGCGCGCAUGCACUUGGAACUGGGGCAGUAUGCAGACGCACGACAUUUGCUCGAGCAGCUGCUGGAACGCUGUGACACGGACUCCAACGUGUUCGGCCCCGACUUCCGUGCGCGACUGUGGCACCAGCUUGGCCGGUGCUUCUGGGCGAUGGGCGGCGAAUUCACGUUCACCUCUCUGGGCCAGUACUACGAUGAAGCCAUCUCACCCAGCGAUGUCGUGCGCUCGUCUAAGUGCUUCCAGCGUGCAUUUGAGCUAGAUGCACGGGAGUACGAGGCAGCUCGCCGCCUUGUGCAGCACUUUUCUGAGCAGCGUGAAUGGGGCUUGGUCGACGUCAUUGCCCGCCGGGUAGUCGAAGCAGAGGGUGGCGCCGAUGUCCUCACUGGCGAGGCGUCAAGGGUGCAUGUUACGCAAAACCCGUGGGUGUGGAAGGCGAUCGGUAUUGUCGAGUCAACACAGGGACAUGCUGAUGCUGCUGUGGCCGCUUUCCAGGUCGCCUUGCGUGCCUCAUCCAAGGACGUUGAUGCCUGGGUGCGUCUGGGCGAAGCCUAUGUCGAGUCAGGCCGCCCUGUCGCUGCUCUCAAGACAUAUGAUCACGCACUGCAUCUACUGGGCAAGACCGACAGGGAAGAGAGCCACUAUUGGCACAUCUACUACGACGUGGCAGAGGCACAGCGACGCCUUGGUCGCUUUGACCGCGCAACUGAUCUUCUGGAGCGAGUGCUUCGUUUGUCGCCGCAGCAAUAUGGCGUGAAGGUUGUGCUUGCGGAAACGCGCCUUGCACACGCACGGCAUUUGCUGACGGGUGGCUACUCGCUGCGAGCUCUGCAAGCGCUCCAUAUGGCCAUUCACAACGCUGCCGAGGCUCUGGAGAAAGACCAUUAUCUCCGGACUGCGUGGAAAGCAGUGGCCGAUGCCUGCUUCUUGCUGUCCAAGAUGGAUGUUAUGGGCCUGGCCAGCGACGCUUCCCUCACCUCGACACUGCAAGAUCUGGCUCUGAUUUUAGGCCAGCAGGACCUUGACAACCGCCUGCCGGCUGUGCACGUCGUCAAAGCCUCUUCCAUGUCCCGACUCGUGGUCGAAGAGCGCGAGCCGCAUCCGCACGAGUACCUCGAGUACGCUGCGCUCUUUUACAAGUACCUGGCACUGGUACAUGCGAUGGAUGCGCAGGCCUCUGUCCUCGCCUGGGCUGACCUGGCCACGGCCCUGUGCCGUCUGUGGUGGGUGUGGCCACUUCCUGCUACGGUGGCUCGCCAUGAGACACCUGAUGUGGCCCACGCCGAGGCACGCGCCGAGAAGGCCCGCACCCAAGCCGUGGAGUGCACGCGCGUAGCCUUGGCAACCAAGCCUCAUGCGCGCUUGUGGCUCCUUUUGGGCAACCUGCAUUUCUCACACGAUGUCGCCUUGGCGCAACACGCCUAUAUCCAAGCGAUCGACGCCAAUGGGAAGAGCCCCGUGCCGUGGACGAACCUUGGCUUCUUGUAUCUGCAGGCGGGCGACUUGGCAUUGGCCGAGGAGGCGUUUGUUCGCGCGCAGACCAUUGAUCCCGAAUGGCCGGGGUCCUGGCUGGGCAGCGCCCUUGUCCACCGUACUCACCAGGGUGACGCGCGCGUCUUCACGCGCUUGUUCGAGCAGGCCUAUCUCCUGUCCGACGGUGCACUGCUUGAGGCGGACUACGGCUUUGCUCUGGCCAUGUUUCAGCGGGCCAAGGCAGGUACGCCGUUUGCGUCGGUGCGCAUGAUGGAGCCUCUGCUGGCCUUGCAUCACUACAUGACUCAGCUCCCGCAUGACGAGACAGUUUUGCACCUGAGCGCCCUCCUAGCGGAGCAAAUGGGCGGUGCUGCCCUGGCGGCACAGAGGAUCGAGCGGGCAUCGACCCUUCUUGAGACCGAGUACGAGGCGACCGAGAGUACUUCGAGUGCCUUGCGCUAUGGUCUUGCGAACCUCAAUCUGGGUCGGAUUCACUUGAUGCAUGGGGGCGCUGAUGCCGCCGUCGAUGCCCUGGAAGCAGCUCAGGCGCUCUUGGACGAAGAUACGGACGGUGGCGAGCACCGGCCCGCCUAUGGUGUGCUGUCAUGA
This is a messenger RNA of Malassezia sympodialis ATCC 42132, 3003 nucleotides long. The record is from the annotation of a RefSeq genome assembly. Lineage: Eukaryota; Fungi; Basidiomycota; Malasseziomycetes; Malasseziales; Malasseziaceae.